Gryllus bimaculatus (two-spotted cricket) is the source of this 5510-nucleotide messenger RNA. The record is from the annotation of a GenBank genome assembly. Lineage: Eukaryota; Metazoa; Arthropoda; Insecta; Orthoptera; Gryllidae.
CUCGUCGACCUGCACUGGCUCAAGGACGGGCAGCCCGUGCGCGGCGGCAGCGCCGGCGGCCCUGCGCACACGCUCUCGCUGCACGCCGUCGCCAAGGACGACGAGGGCAUGUACCAGUGCUUCGUCAAGAACGACAACGACAUGGCGCAGGGCACGGCGGAGCUGCGCCUCGGAGAUACUCCCCCAACUUUAAUAUAUUCUUUCAUAAGACAAACAAUACAGCCUGGACCGUCUGUCUCUCUCAAAUGUGUUGCGUCUGGUAAUCCAACCCCACAAAUUAAGUGGAACCUCGAUGGAUUUAAAUUGCCCCAAAAUGACAGUGUACAUCCAGAGUAAGGAGUACACAAUAUUGCAUGUUUCUUGUAGAUUUGUAAUUGGGCAGUAUGUGCCAACAAAUGGAGAUGUGGUUAGCCACGUGAACAUAACAAAUGUUCGCGUAGAGGAUGGUGGCACUUAUCAGUGUACCGCUGUCAACCGUGCUGGAGAAAUGUCACACAGCGCAGAAUUGAACGUGUAUGGUUUACCACGUGUUCGUCCAAUGGGAGAUGUAUCAGCAAUUGCCGGUGAAACGUUGUCGAUUACUUGUCCAGCUGCUGGAUAUCCUAUUGACGGUAUUGAAUGGUUUCGAGUUAGUGAUGAUGGAGACAGAGUUCUUCCAUACAUCACGCGACAACUGACGUUCCCAAAUGGAACCCUCAUGAUUGAGAAGGUGCAGUCUGGAGAAGAUGACGGCCUGUACCGCUGUACAGCCUCCAACAAGCAAGGAGAUCGGGCGAGUGAUGUUGCACACGUCACCGUCACGGUCCCCCCUAAGAUAACCCCUUUCAGCUUCCGUUCCGACCUGCACCUGGGUGAGCGCGUGGGGGCACAGUGCGUGGUGAGCAAGGGGGACCCGCCGCUGCGGGUGCACUGGCUCAAGGACGGCCGCCAGUUGAGCCCCGUGGACGGCGAGCGGGGCGUGAUGGUGCGCACGCUGGACGAGUUCACGAGCGUGUUGAGCAUCGGGGCCCUGUCCCGGCACCACGGCGGCAACUACACGUGCGUUGCACGCAACGGCGCCGCGCAGACCGCCGAGUCGGCCUUGCUCUCCGUGAACGUGCCUCCUGCCAUUACUCCCUUCGCAUUCGGUGAGCUUUCGUCGGGUGAGCGCGUGUUGGUGACGUGCAGCGUGAAGCGCGGCGACCCGCCGCUCACCAUUCAGUGGUUCAAGGACGCCCGCCCCAUCCCGCCCACCCCGAGCCUGCAUGAUGACCCUGACCUCACCGUCCAAGGCGCUGGAGAGUACUCCAGUGUCCUGGCGAUUCGUAGCGUUAGCUCUAGGCAUAGCGGGAACUACACCUGUUCGGCGACGAACAAGGCGAGGACGACCACCUACACGGCGCUGCUGCUGGUCACGGUGCCACCCUCAUGGAUUGUGGAACCACGCAGUGGAUAUGCUAAAAUUGGAGGCCAAGCAUUAUUACACUGCAAAGCCGAGGGAUUUCCUCCACCAACGAUUGUUUGGAAACGAAUUCCUCCGAGUCGUGCUGGAGAGCGACCAAAAGAAGUAGAAGUCAUUAACGUCAGGGCAGGGGCCCUUCUUCUCCCGAACGGAACAUUAUUUCUGAAGAACGUUACCAAGGAUGACGAAGGUCGAUAUAUUUGUGAGGCUACGAACGGUAUUGGUGUUGGGCUCAGCGCAGUCUUAUAUUUAACUGUUAAUGCGCCAGUUCAGUUCAAAAUGAGAUCAAGGAAGGAAAUGGUGCGACGGGGUACUACCGCGAUAUUAAGUUGUCAUGCAGUUGGAGACGUACCCAUAACUUUUGUGUGGAGGAAAGAAGGCAGUUUCUUGGAGUUACAAGGACGCACGAGUGCCAAGAACGUGGCUAAUGGUUUGGAAUCGGAACUUCGAAUCAACGCAGUAAAUUCCGAUGAUGGUGGAAUAUAUACGUGUUUUGCCCGAAACGAGUAUGGUCAUGAUCAGACGGAAAUCCAUCUCGUUGUACAGGAUGCACCUGAUCAUCCCACUAAUGUGAGAUUGGUGGAUAAGGGGAGCAGACGUGUUACUAUAGCGUGGACCCCUCCUCUCGAUGGAAACAGCCCCAUCACGCGCUAUGUAGUGCGCCACAACUUCGUAAUCGACCUCGACGUUCUGCAAGGGCCGGGUGUUGAAACGAGCGUGGAGGGCACACAGAGCACCGCCGUCAUUUCCCCGUUGAGCCCGGCGACGACGUACAGCAUCCAGGUCGUGGCGGAGAACACCCUCGGCCCGGGCACGCCCAGCCACGAGAUCCUCGUGAGGACGGACGAGGAAGCCCCCUCCGGGGGCCCGCUGCACCUCUCGGUGGACGCCCUCAGCUCCACGCAGCUCAUCCUCAACUGGGACCCGCCGGCCCUCGACCAGUGGAACGGCCCGCUCCUGGGCCACUACGUCGGCUACCGCUACAUCGGGGAUAUGGAAAACAAGAAGCAGUACAACUUUACCACUGUAAAUUUCAAAGGAAAUGGCAAGGAAGAAGCACGUCUAGGUGGAUUAAAGAAGUACUCUAAAUACGGCUUAGUCGUUCAAGCUUUUAACAGUAGAGGACCAGGCCCUCUCUCGGAGGAAAUCCAAGGACACACAUUAGAAGAUGUUCCCGAAGCACCGCCACGAGAUGUGCGUUGCUCCGCGCUGUCUUCCGAGUCGGUGCAAGUGAGUUGGCAGCCGCCUCCCGAGCCGCUGGUUCACGGCGUCAUCCAGGGCUACCGACUGAUAUACGAGCCCAUUCUGCCCCCAACGGAAAACGGUGGAGGACUGUUUGGACUGAUGGUGGAGUUUGGAGCGGAAGAUGACGAAAUGAUGCAAUCUCGAACAAAAACUACGACUGCUCUCACAACAACUUUACACAAUUUGUUCAAAUAUACGAAUUACAGUAUUGAGCUAAUUGCGUUUACGAGAGUCGGAGAUGGGGCAAAAUCCCAUCCAAUGUAUUGUCGAACAUCAGAAGAUGUUCCAGGAGCUCCUAGUGAUAUUAAAAGUGUGCUUAUUACGAACAAAAUGACUCUAAUAGCAUGGCUUCCACCUAAACAACCAAAUGGAGUGAUAACUAAGUAUAAUAUUUACGUCCGUGUCCUGGAGGACGGACGGCAAAUAGAUGCUCGAUCUGUCCCACACACGUCAACUACUCAUCUACAGCACAGAUACGCCGACCUUAACAGACAGCGUCGCUACGAAUUUUGGGUGACAGCAUUCACAAGAAUAGGAGAAGGAAAGAGUUCCACGGUUGCUGCCAUAUCGCCUGCAACAAAAUAAGAAUUGCAGCGUAGAAAUAAUGGCGACAUCAUCCUGCCGUGCCAGACGGUGGGGCUGCCCCCGCCCUCUCGCCAGUGGCGGCGCGACGGCGACACGCCCGUCGUGCCCAACCCGCGCACCGAGAUCCACCCGGACGGCACGCUCAUCCUGCACAGCCUGCAGCGCACCGACCAGGGCGAGUACACCUGCAGCGUGUACAACGACCAGGGCAACGACCGCAUCGCGUACCAGCUCGUCGUUCAAGUUCCCCCCAGCGCGCCGGUGCUCCUCAUGACCGGCGGCUCGCAAGACUCGCUGCAGCUGCAGUGGAAGAUCGGCGACACGGGCGGCACGCUGGUGCGGGGCUUCGUGCUGCACUACAAGUACGAGCACGGCGAGUGGGAGGAGGUGGAGCUGGAGGGCGGGGCGCGCACGCACUCGCUGGCCGGGCUGCGCUGCGGCACGCGCUACCACGUCUUCAUCACGGCGUACAACCGCGUCGGCACGAGCGAGCCCAGCGCCACGCUCAACGUGCGCACGCGCGGCGCCGUGCCGCUCAUCCCGCCCGACGCCGAGCUGCUCGCCGUCAACUUCACGUCCGUCGGCAUCAACUUCCACUCGUGGCCCGACGGCGGCUGCCCGCUGCUCUACUUCGUCGUCGAGUACUCGCACUACAUCCCCGGCAAGGAGGACCACUGGGAAGUCGUUGGAAAUAACAUUCGAGACACAAGCGUAUAUCCUUUGGUGGGCUUGACUCCAGGACAAACCUACAAGCUUCGAAUAACGGCUCACAAUUCUGCUGGUUCAACAAUCACGAAAUAUAAGUUUAAAACUCUUAGCGAUCAAGUAGGAGCCAUGGGACCUAGUCAAGAAGUGUCCCGGAAUGAUCACGAACUGAAUUGGAAUCUGAGGGUAUUGCUGCUAACCGUCGCUUCACUGGCCACGGCGUGUCUCAGUUUCUUUUCUGUUUGCUUCUGUUGGAAAAAGCGCGCGUUCUUAGGAGGGCUUAUCACACGCGCUACUCGCGGCAGCCGGCCAACCCGCUCGGAACCCCAAGAAGUGAUGCAGAUGCCCGUGCAAGAAGUCCGGAAGGAGAUGACCCACAACGAGGAAUACUACGCGUCAGUACGCAAGAUUCCUCCCUCACCUGAGACUCUGGAAUGCAUUCCCGAAUAUUCUGAUGAAAUACGGCCCUAUGCUACGUUCCACGUUCCUGCACCCCCAAAGACGGAGAGCACGAAAUUACAGACCUUUGCUUACCGGGAGAGGGAAAUGUCUACUCGCAGGUCUUUGAGGAGCGAGUACCGACGCAGCAAGAGGACUCGCCCGACGGAAGAGUACGACAGCUUUGGCUCCGAGUCCGACACCGAACCGGGCACUUCAAGCCGCACGGAAUCUUCCAACCAGCUGGAUUACGGCCGCAUUCCCCCGGAGGCCAGCCGGGCCUAUCACCCGCACGCUGUCCGCCUACCCGACAUCGGCCUGGAAGAGAUGUACCCUCCCCAUGAAUGGUGUUCCCCUGCUGAGAUAUCUCCCCGCACCCACCGAAGGUCCUUUGUGCGUAGGAAUUACCAAGCUCAUAUGAUGAAGUGAGAGACUGUGGCCUGAUGUAAUCCCGUCCUUCCUUUUGUGUCAGUAUUGUGAAUGUGGUACUUUGAAGCCACGUAUUUUGAGAAUGAAAAAAAAUAUUUUCUAUUUUCAUACUGUAAGAGCUAUAUACAGAUAGAGUUUACGAAACAAAUAUCUCUUCAAAGUUUUAUUGAGAUAUAUAACUGAAAUUUAUUUUGUACAAAUGCAAAAUAACGAAAUUAAUCAUCGGUACCUUUUUUUAAUUAAAUAUAAAACUUUAUAAGUGAAAUUACAACUGACAAGUAACUUCAUCUAGAUAAUUCUUUGCAUUUAUUCGAAUUACUUGCACUUAUUAUUGGCAUUUUCUCUCUUAUAGUCAAUUGCAGGCAUUGCCUGCUAUUCAAUUUGCUCAGAAUGCACGUAUCGGAAGUGAUACUAGUAAUGAAGAACAAGGAAUUUCCUUUAAAACAUGUUGUUUUGUUGUAAUUAUACUCAAUUAUACGUGGAAGUUAAAUAGAUGUAUACAUGUUUUGCGUAUGUAUUAAAAUGGAUUUAUGUAUUAUAAAUCGCAUCCCUCAAAUACUACUCUAUAUAGAAUAUUUGUCAGGGUGCUAAUAGGUUAUGUAUUAUUGUCCGAGUAUUGUCUUUCAUCCAAAUAUAUAACAUGUUCUGAUGUUUGUGGUGUUGAAAA